AUGCAACCGCUGGACACGCAGGGCUACUCGCCCACGCUCGAAAAGAUCAUUCGAGGUGGUCUGGAGCCGGCGCCCCCUCCCAUACUUGGUUCGCGAUUUGCUUUUCCAUUGCAGUCUGCACUACAGACCGUUGGUAUUUUAAGAAAACCUUCUUCAAUGGUGACCAGAGCCCUUUCCGGAGUCCAAAAGAAACGAUUUAUCAUUGUCGGGCUGGACGCCGCGGGAAAAUCGACGCUCAUGAAGAAACACAUUGCGAAACCCGGUCAAGAAGUGGAACUGCGGUACCCUAUCAUCGGAUUCUAUAUAAGAUGCGUUGGCGAUUACGAAUCAGGCAAUGAGUUCUACACAACAGAUCUGGGGGCGUGUGAUGGCCAUGGCAAAGCAGUGGGUCGCGCUACUUGCGUCCAAGGAGAUGCGAUUAUUUGGGUCAUGGACAGUAAUGACCGCGACCGCUCCGUAGAAGUUAGAGAAGAACUCUUUGAGUGCUUGAAUCUUGUGCCUGAGAGGCUGGCUGUGAGACAAAAAAGUGCAGGGGUUGCUAGGGCUGUGCAGACGAGUCCCGUGGCGAUCCUGAUCAACAAACGAGACCUUGAAGUAGGUUUUCCAUGUCUAUUCGAUAUUGAUAAGUCUAACCCCGCUAGACAUGCAUGA
Messenger RNA from Periconia digitata, 651 nucleotides. Lineage: Eukaryota; Fungi; Ascomycota; Dothideomycetes; Pleosporales; Periconiaceae. The record is from the annotation of a GenBank genome assembly.